Messenger RNA from Ilex paraguariensis (yerba mate), 177 nucleotides. The record is from the annotation of a GenBank genome assembly. Lineage: Eukaryota; Viridiplantae; Streptophyta; Magnoliopsida; Aquifoliales; Aquifoliaceae.
AUGACAGUUAAUGGUCAAAAUGAACUAUAUCCAGUUCCUGAAAAACUGAAAACAACUAAGCAUUUGCAAUUUCCUGAAAAAAACUCGAUAUUCGACUGGGUUUGCAGAAAAGAGAAUCCAGAAGUAUGGUGUCCUUGGAUAAGUGUGGCUGACAGCGAUCUUCCACCAGCUGCAACC